Messenger RNA from Paralichthys olivaceus (Japanese flounder), 7492 nucleotides. NCBI's taxonomy places the organism in Eukaryota, Metazoa, Chordata, Actinopteri, Pleuronectiformes, Paralichthyidae. The record is from RefSeq and is a predicted model, not a curated record.
GAGGGGACCAGGGAAACGGUCGGACCGCCGGAUGUGGGAAAAUGUGUUCGAACUGAGGCAGGAAACAACACAGCAGGAUUAAAGUGUGUUCGAGUUGUGCUGUCUUGGGUGUUAUACUUCAGAUCGUGGGGGACUGGCAACGUCUUACAGAUUUGCUUCAAUGUCCAGAUGAGCAACUUCUUCAACGAGUAACCAAGGAUUAGACAUCGGUGGAUAUUUGCGCCAUGAAUCCGUCCAAUCCGUUUGGGAGUCCUCAAGGUGGAGCUUUCCAAGCCCCUAGCAACACUAUGAAGACUGGCUUGUUCCCAUCAUUUGGACAGCAGAGCUCCAACAAUCAGCCACAGGGUUUUUUUCAACCAUCAGCUUUUGGUCAGCCUUCUGUCUUGAAUCAGCCCUCACCUCAUGGAAACACGGUGUUUGGACAGGCCCCAGCCUUUGGACAGACGUCUGCACAGCCUUCCUCCUUGUCCACAAUAAGCCAGGCUCCAGCGUUUGGACAGAUGUCUGCACAGCCUUCCUCUAUGUCCACCAUAAGCCAGAAUCCAGCGUUUGGACAGAUGUCUGCACAGCCUUCCUCUUUGUCCACAAUAAGCCAGGCUCCAGCGUUUGGACAGAUGUCUGCACAGCCUUCCUCCUUGUCCACAAUAAGCCAAGCUCCAGCAUUUGGACAGAUGUCUGCACAGCCUUCCUCCUUGUCCACAAUAAGCAAGGCUCCAGCAUUUGGACAGAUGUCUGCACAGCCUUCCUCCUUGUCCACAAUAAGCCAGGCUCUAGCAUUUGGACAGAUGUCUGCACAGCCUUCUUCUUUGCCCACAGUAAGCCAGGCUCCAGUGUUUGGACAGAUGUCUGCACAGCCUCCUUCUUUGCCCACAGUAAGCCAGGCUCCAGCGUUUGGACAGACAUCUGCACAGUCUUCCUCUUUGUCCACAGUAAGCCAGGCUCCAGCUUUUGGACAGACGUCUGCAAAGCCUUCCUCUUUGCCCACAGUAAGCCAGGCUCCAGCAUUUGGACAGACGUCAUUAGGAAUGAGUAGCUCAGGCUUUGGGAGAGCCUCAGCACCAGCUUUUGGACAGACCAGUGGACCGAACCAAAGUUCAGUGUUUGGGCAGAUGCCAGCAUUCGGGCAGACUUCUGCAUUUGGUCAAGCAGCAGGAUUUAGCCAGCAGGCCCCAGGGUUCGGCCAACAGCCGCCUGGAUUUGGAAAGUCCCAAAUGGCCUCUGGAUCCACCACUGCCUCAGGGCAACCUCAGCCACUUGCAUUUGGGCAGUCUGCUUUUGGGCAGCCUACUUCUACCAGUGUCACCACUACUGUAUUUGGCACAGGUCAGAGUGUGACCCAGAGCAAAACCUUUGGACCAUCUGAGUUCAGUUUCAAGCCCGCCAAUGAGGCCCUCUUCAAACCUAUCUUCAGUGCCAGCCCUGAGCCUACUAACCCUCAAACCACAUCCAUGUCCAGCUCACCGUUUGGCAGCAGUGGGAACCAGACAAGCUCCAGCAGCACCACCACUCUGUUGACAAGUUCGAAGUCUGGGCCACUGGGCUUCAGCUUCUCACAGCCUGCUGCAGCCCCCUCUGUCUCUGCUCAAAACAAUCCACUAACAACUAGCAAUACCAGUGGCCCUACAAAUACUCUGCAGUUCACCUUCUCCCAGCCAGCCCCUCCUUCCAGUUCAAGCACCACCAAGGCGUCUACGACCGAGCCCACCACCCCAUCUUCUUUCAGCUUUUCAGUUAAGCCCCCCCAGCCACAGACAACACCUCUUUUUGGAGGAAGCGGUUUUGGUCAGCGCCCAGAUUUUGGUGACACCCAAGGUCAAGCAGAGACCAGCACAGAUGCAAAAAGGAACAAUCUUGAGGCCUUAGGGGAAACAAAUAUAUUUGCAAGACUUGGCAAAGCCACAAAGCGCAAGGAGGAUCCAGUGGUCCACAGCCGUGGCCUCGAGAAGCCUGACACUGAGGAGGAUGUUCCAGCAGAAUCAGAUUUACCGAGACACCCCUCAAAGAGGCCCCUAAUGAGGUCCCGUGGCCCACUGGGAGGCUUAUUCGGUAGGGCACUAAGUGGUCUCCGUAAAGAAGGCACUAACACAGUAAGGCGAGAGGCCAUAAAGGAGACUAAGCAGGAGGCACUGAGGUGGGAGGAGACAGAAAAGGAAGAUGUCCAAGGACAGGAUGACAACCUGGCUGCUACACCACCCGCUGGACCAGCCCUCUCCAGGGAUGUGCUGGACAAAGCUGAGGAGUCAGAAUCUGCAAAAGCUGCUGACCCUCAGCUCCAAGCUGUCACCCCUGUGAAACGUGGUGUGCGCAGGGAGAGCUCUGAGAGCCUCAGCGGCAUGUCUCCCACUGACUGCACCUCCAUCCAGUGCAGGAACGUUCCUCAAGGCCUGAACAAAAAGGACAUAAUCGAGAAACACUUUGGUCGUUUCGGCAAAGUCUCCAAGGUUUUUUGUCGACCUACCAAGAACCUGGCCAUCGUGCACUUUGAAGACCAUGCAUCAGCAGCAAAGGCCAAGAAGAAAGGCAAGAUCCUUCAUCGACAUGAACUCUUGCUCUUGUGGCAGAGAAAGAAACAGAGUCCAGGGGAGAAAGGAAGCAGACCUGCAGCAGGAAAUGUGGAGGCACAGGGAGAAAGCCAGGAGGACACAGAGUCCAGAGCUGCUUCCUCGCCCAUCAGAAGACCUCCACUCAGAGCUCCUGCAGUCAGCAAGUCCUUGACCUUUAGCCGCAGCUCCCCAGUGAAGAAGUCAACAUUGGCCAAGCAGUUUGAUGUUGAACCCAAGAUAGAAGUCAGCGUAGAGUCCCAGAGCUCAGAGCGCCCAGUGCCCUCCUCCCUCCUUCACCUCAUUGACCAGGUGGCAGAGAGCGCUGAGGAAAAGUACCGCCUCCUGGAGCAACGAGACAAGGUCCUACGUCAAGUUUAUGGUACAGGUCGGCCCAAGCGAACAGACCUGGACCUGUCCAAGGUGUUUGUGGGGUCAUGUCCUGACAUGUGUCCAGAAAAGGAGAGGUACAUGAGAGAGACACGGAACCAGCUGAGCAUAUUCGAGGUCGUCCCAGACACAGAGAUGGUGUGUCACGCUGCAGCAAUCAAAGAGUACAGUCGCUCAUCAGCCGACCAGGAGGAGCCCCUGCCUCAUGACUUGCGCCCCCUACCUGUGCUCAGCAUGACCAUGGACUAUCUGGUGACUCAGAUCAUGGACCAGGGCGCUGACAACUACCGCGACUGGUACGACUUUGUCUGGAACAGGACCCGUGGCAUCCGUAAGGACAUCAUCCAGCAGCACCUGUGCUGCCCACACACAGUGUCACUGAUUGAAAAGUGCACGCGCUUCCAUGUGCACUGCGCCCACCAUCUCUGUGAGGAGCAUAUGUCGUCGUUCGAUGCCAAGAUCAACAACGAGAACAUGACAAAAUGCCUGCAGAGUCUAAAAGAGAUGUAUCAGGACUUAGCAACACGUCAAAUCUACUGCCCCUGCGAGGCAGAGUUCCGCCAGUACAACGUGCUGCUGAGGCUGGAUGAUGGCGACAUCCUGCGUGAGGUGCAGCAGUUCCGCGAUGACGUGCGUAACUCGCCUGAGGUGAAGUUUGCAGUUCAUGCGUUCGCUGCAGUCAACAGCAACAACUUUGUGCGCUUCUUCAAGCUGGUGAAAGGAGCCUCGUACCUCGCCAGCUGCCUCCUACACAGAUAUUUCAAUCAGGUCAGAGCUAAGGCCUUAAAGACCCUGAGUAUCGCUCACACUGUAGGUCCACGGUCCACUACAUUUCCAGUUGAGGACAUUACUCGGAUGUUUAUGUUCCUCAACACAGCAGAAGCAAUUGACUUCAUCCAGCAGUACGGCCUUAAUGUCAAUGAUGGUAUGGUUGAGCUGAGUCGGACGGCAUAUCAGGAGCCAGAGCUGCCUCUGUCCCAGAAGAAGUCUGAGUUCAUCCUCGUAAAGAAAACAGUGUUGAUUGGGGAGGUGGUGAACGGAGGCUCACUCCCUAGUCCUCCCCAGCACACCCCGGUCAGCAGCUUUGACUCCCAGAACAAGUUCCGUGGAGAGGCCCCUCUGGCUGAGCCCUCCUCAAGCCAGUUCAGAGCUCUCACUGCCAAGAUGGAGAUGAAGGCAUCGCCCAGCGUUGCGUCUGUGUCCCAGGUCGGAUCACGUCUCGACGCUCCCUCUGAGUGUGUGCUGCCCCCAACUGCAACAAAAGUGCAGAGUGAAUCACAUUUCGGGUCACCCCACCCGGCAGAUGCCGAGCAGCUCUUCCAGCCGAUACCCGAACCUCAGCCUGUCAAAGCACCAUCUCCCCCGGCCGCACCUCAGCCUGUGUACAGCAAUGAGGACAUAAUGGCUGAGCUUGAAGGUGUGAUUGAAGAGGUGGUCGAAGCAGCAGUGAAGGAAGUAGCUGUCGUUGGUGCCAGCUACGCAUCAACGGCUCUUGCUGAGAGCAGUGUGCAGGUGGAGUCACUGGUGAGUGAGGUGUUGGGACAAUUGCUCCAGGAGGUGUCCUCAACCGAGAUCAAGGUGGAACAGGAGCGUGUUGCUGAAGAGAAACGCAAGCUUGAAGAAGCCAGGAGGAGGCAGGAGCACAAGGCUUUCCUGGCUCAGUUCAGCUGCUCUAUCUGCACAGAGAUCAUCAACGAGGUUUUAGAUGAGACCAUCAAGGAAACUUCCACUUCUGAGAUACAGCUGGCAGUGAAUGAGAAAGCAGAACGUGUGGCUAAAUGCACAGAGCAGGUCUGCACCAGUCUAGUUGAGGAGACUCUGAAUGCAGAUAUAGCUCUGAUGGUUGAAGAAAUCCUCGAUGCUGAGCUGCAGCGUAUCCACAAGUACAUCAAAAGGUGGCGUGAUGUGGUCGCGGUUCGUCGUCAGCUAAAGAGACAGAUGAGAGGUUUCCCUGCAGCUCCUUGCUGUGUGGACCCUCGAUUCAAACUCAGGGCUCUAGCUCCCAGUGCCCCUGCACAGCCCUCCAUAGAAGAUCUGGCCCGUGGUCUGGUGAACCUGGGAAAUGCCGGCACCUUAGCCAUGUCAAGCACCAGGUUAUUCAGAAUGAGGCAAGAAGCAAUCCACCAGAUGAGAGUCCACUACUACUAUCAGCAGCUGCUUGAUGAGAUGGUGUGGGCGCCGCUCGACCUGCCGGCACUGGUGUCAGAAAACAUCCCUGACCCACCGGAGCGAAUCUAUUGGAAACUCGCUCUCCUCUUACCCAGCAACCACGAGAGUGUAGCCGGCCUGGCAGACAGAAUCCUGUCAGACUGGCUGGAGGUGAAACUCGGUGGUGACAAGGCGUCAGAGGUCGGGGAGGAGCAGCCUGAUGGCACUCUGCAGACCCUGUGUGUCACCAACACACUGCAGGAGAGAGGACAACACACUCACAAAGUCCACAUCAGCAUCAAGGCGUCCCGAGGCCCACUGACUGAAGACAGCCUGUCUAAGAUGGAGGAGAGCUGCGAGCUCUGUGGGACAGGAGCUCUGAUCAUGUUGCUCCCUGCCAUGCCCGCCAUCGAGCCGGGGCAGGACGAGCAGGAUGUACCUCUGCUGUCAGCUCUGCUUCAGCUUAAACAGCUACAACAAGCCAGCACAUGGCAUUGCCCACUGCCUCUGGUCAUUCUGGUGCCAGGACCUGAUGGUGGCGCUGGUGAUACACAGAAACUUGUAGAAGCCCUGAUGCUGCACACGAUGGUCAUGGAAGGACUGAUAUCAGAGUACACGUUCUUCUUCAUACCAGAGACCACAAGUGACGUCCAGGGAUCCAAACAGCUAAGCCACUCUCUGCGUUGGUUGCUGGCCCGUGCUCCACCAUCCCACCCCCUGUCCUGCCAGACCCUCGUGCAGCUUGUAGAGUCCAGUUUGAGUCGUGAGUUCACUCCCAGAGUUCACGGCCACCGUCAGGAACGAGGCGCCGCACGUCUUCCUUCCCAGGACCCCGUACCCAUCAUCCAGCUGUACAAUGCCAUCCUGGCUCACAUUGCUGACGCAGUAUCAUCGCAGGAUCUCAGCAAACUCUCGUGGCCACCGGGCGAGUUCUGCCUGCCUGAAACCCGAGAUUUUGUUCCUCACCUGGGCUGGAACUCAGCGCAGCACCUGGCAUGGCUGCGCAAAGCCAUCCUCAGCCUGCAGCUGCCACAGUGGGAGCAGCUUUCGGCCACCGACUCAUGGUGUGAACUCUGCUCCUCCAUCUAUUGCUACGCUGCUCAGAUCCCAGUCUCAUGUCGCAGUCAGCCUCUUCUAAUGUCACGACUGGAAAACCUUCUGGAAAGGGUCAGGCUAAAGGGUCACCGUACCCGAGCCAACAGAUCCGAGGCAGCCAUGGGAAGCUGGGGCAAUGGAGAUGGCAGUGUGUUUACAGCCUAUAGUCAGAUCCCUUGGGACGACGUGCUGGUGAUUUGCAUUGACCACAAGCUGAAAGAUUGGCAGUUACCCGGGCCACCUGCCUGUGAAGAUGCUGUGACAGAGGAAGGAGAGAUCCUGAUUUACUUCCUCACAGAAUCACUGAAGGGUUUCCAGCCCCCUGAGGAGUGGACCCAGGCCACCAGACAAACACACAGGGAGAAGCAGCAGCAGGAGGAGAGAGGGGCAAGUGCAGCUGCGUGUGCCUCACCCACCAGUCUGUCCCUCAGACAGAGGUUGUUCCACAGUUUUGCGGAGCCGCCCGAGGCCCCGGCAGCCUCAUUGGACAUCACACACACUCCCACAACACAAGAGCUGCUGGCCCACAAAGUCCUGCAGAGUUUAGAGGAGGAGAAGGCUGAAAGCAAGAGGAGUAUGGAGCAGCUUCAGCGUUGGCUGGAUGGCGACCCCUUGGACCAUUUGUCCACACCGCUCUUCAUUCCAUCCUCCACCCUGCUAUCCAUGCCCACAACUAUAAUUCACGCCCCCACAGCCAAGACGAGAGAUGCCACACAGGAGCCUGAUGACCGGUUGGAGAAUGCAGGCUGGCCGAGAACCAUUCCUGUGUCUAUGGCAUGGCGACUGAAAGAGCUCGAGCGGCAGAUUUUAGCGAGCCGAGAGGAAGAGCUGGCCUGCGGACUGAAGCUGAGCGGUCUGCUGAGCAUUGUCGAUGACUAACGGACUGUUGCUGCAGAAAUAUCAUCACAGCUACACAAAUGUUUGGAAAGUCAGGACACAUAGGCCUUUCGCCUCCAAAGACAAACUACUUUGUGUUUGCUGAGCUCAUGCUGAGUCUCUGGGUUCACAUUUCUGUGAAUUUUUCAUCUGAUAGUCUGUUGAGGACAAAUUCACUGAUUGCAGCCAUUCGUCUUUGUUAAGGUGUGGGUAUUUGCAAGUAGAGAAUAAAACUAAGGUUUUUAUUUUGUACCAGUAGUUUAGCAUAAUUAAAUAGCAUCUAACUGCGUGUUGUUUUUUACAUAAACUUGAUAAGACGCUGAUUCCAGAUGAGUGUAAUAUUUUUUUUGUCUGUGUGUAAAUCAAGUUGAAGCACUUGUUGUCCUUGUACAGUGAAUGGCUUCUGUUUGACCUUUUGACGGAUGAAAUGUUCGAUUAAUCAA